This is a messenger RNA of Nannospalax galili (Upper Galilee mountains blind mole rat), 1617 nucleotides long. It is a transcript of the gene Krt78, whose product is annotated as keratin 78. Gene Ontology annotation, cellular component: keratin filament. Gene Ontology annotation, biological process: keratinization; intermediate filament organization. The record is from RefSeq and is a predicted model, not a curated record. The transcript has 9 exons. Gene Ontology annotation, molecular function: structural constituent of skin epidermis. Lineage: Eukaryota; Metazoa; Chordata; Mammalia; Rodentia; Spalacidae. The coding region runs from base 58 to 1617 and encodes 519 amino acids.
ACACACUCCGUGACCAUCCUCAGUCUGUCUGCAGCUGUGGGCCUGCCUGUCUCUGCCAUGUCUCUCUCCCCAUGCCGGGCCCAGAGGGGCUUCAGCGCUCGCUCAGCAUGUUCUGCUUUCUCAGGGGUCCGUGGCAGGGCCAGCUUCAGCAGCAGGAGCCUCAGUUCCUCCAGAGGUUGCAGAGGAAGCUCUUGUGGGAGGGCCUGGGGGGUGAGGGGCAGGCAGGGGGUGAGGUGUGGACAGGGGAGUGGAGGGCUUGGGCUUUCCCAGUGCCCUCCGGGGGGCAUCCAAGAAGUGACUGUUGACCAGAGUCUGCUGACCCCACUGAAGAUUGAGAUUGACCCCCAGUUCCAGGUGGUGAAGACGCAGGAGACUCGAGAGAUCAGAACCCUCAACAACCAGUUUGCAUCCUUCAUUGACAAGGUCCGCUUCUUGGAGCAGCAGAACAAGGUCCUGGAGACCAAGUGGGAGCUGCUGCAGCAGCUGCAGGGGAGCCCCAGCCCGCAGGGCCCAGAACCCAUCUUUGAAACCUGCCUGGCCCGGCUAAGGCAGCAGCUGGAGCAGCUACAGAGAGAGCGAAGGGCUCUGGACACUGAGCUGAAGACCUACCAGGACCAGGAGGAAGAGUACAAGGCCAAGUAUGAGCAAGAGGCCCACAAGUAUGCCACGGUGCAGAAUGACCUUGUGGUCCUUAAGAAGGAUGUGGAUGAAGUUUUUCUGAGCAAGAUGGAUUUGGGUGGCAAGUUGGAGUCUCUGAGAGAAUACGUCUGCUUCUUGAAACGUCUGUAUGAAGAGGAGCUGGGCCAGCUGCAGACUCAGGCAGAUGACAUGUCUGUGGUGCUGUCCAUGGAUAACAACCGUUGCCUGGACUUCAGUGCCAUCAUCGCUGAGGUCCGUGCCCGGUAUGAGGAGAUUGCACAGACUAGCAAGGCCGAAGCCAAAGCCCUGUUCCAGACCAAGUACCAGGAGCUUCAGUCAUCAGUCCAGCUUCAUGGGGAUGGAAUGAAAGAAGCCCAGAGACAGAUUUCUGAGCUGCAGCAGGUGAUGCAGAGGCUACAGAGUCAGAUUUCCAGCCUCAAGGGACAGAAUGCCAGCCUGCAGUCAGCCAUUUCUGAUGCUGAACAGCAUGGGGAGAUGGCGCUGAAGGAUGCCCAAGCCAAGCUUGAUGAGCUGGAGGAUGCUCUGAGAACAGCCAAGCAGGACAUGGCCCGAAUGUUGCGAGAGUACCAGGAACUGAUGGGCACAAAGCUGUCCCUGGACGUGGAGAUCGCCACCUACCGCAGGCUGCUGGAGGGCGAGGAGUGCAGGAUAUCUGGGGAGUACACCAGCCAGGUUACUGUCUCUGGUGGUGGCCAAGUCAUCCCUGGGGGAGCCGGUGGAGGUCAAAUGAAUACUUGUGGAUUUGGUGGCAGGAGAGGCAGGUUUGAGUCUGGCUGCUCCAGCAUUGUGACUGGUGGCUUCAACAUCCCCUGGCGUUCUGGGAACAACAGCUCCGGCUUGGGUUCCUGCUCUGUGUCUGGCUCUGGCUUCAGUUCUGGCUCUGGCUGUGGCUCCUGCUGCCAUACCAUCCUGAAGAAGACGGAGGAAUCAAGAUGGAAGACAUCCAUCAUACACUGA